ACACGUUGUUAAAAAAUACUACUUGUCCUGUUUCUUUCUGAGUGAUAGAGCAUUGUUCCCUAUGACUCUGAAUCCCCUGAACCUUGAUCGGAGGUUGUUCCCUCCGACGAACUUCGUGUACGACGCUGAUGAUGUUCCAUUUGGCACGCUCUGGUGGUUCGUUUACGCAGGAAUUUCAUGCUUCCUUGUCCUCUUCGCAGGGAUCAUGUCUGGUCUCACCCUAGGGUUGAUGUCACUCAGCCUCGUUGACCUUGAGAUUCUCCAACGAAGUGGCUCCUCCACUGAGAAGAAACAAGCUGCUGCUAUUUUGCCUGUUGUUAUUAAACAGCACCAGUUGCUUGUUACCUUGCUUCUUUGUAAUGCUUGUGCCAUGGAGGCACUUCCACUUUACCUUGAUAAAAUAUUUCAUCCUGUUGUAGCAGUAUUGCUAUCAGUAACUUUUGUUCUAUGUUUUGGGGAGAUUAUCCCACAAGCUAUAUGCACAAGAUAUGGGCUCUAUGUUGGUGCGAAUUUUGUGGGGCUUGUACGCGUCCUGAUGUUCAUCUGUUAUCCGAUUGCUUACCCUAUUGGAAAGGUUCUGGAUGUUUUACUUGGACACCAGGAUGAUCUGUUUCGGCGAGCACAAUUGAAAGCCCUUGUUUCAAUCCAUGGCCAAGAGGCUGGUAAAGGAGGUGAACUUACACAUGAUGAGACAACAAUUAUCAGUGGAGCACUGGAUCUCACUGAGAAGACUGCAGGGGAAGCCAUGACACCAAUUGAAUCUACUUUUUCCUUGGAUGUUGAUUCCAAAUUAGACUGGGAAGCAAUUGGGAAAAUUCUUGCACGAGGGCAUAGUCGUGUUCCUGUAUACAAUGGAAAUCCCAAAAACAUAAUUGGCCUCUUACUAGUAAAAAACCUUCUCACUAUAAGAGCUGAAACAGAGACUCCAGUUAGUGCUGUUUCCAUCCGGAGAAUUCCUAGGGUUCCAGCAGACAUGCCUUUAUAUGAUAUACUCAAUGAGUUUCAAAAAGGAAGCAGCCAUAUGGCAGCUGUAGUUAAGGUUGCAAGAGAGAGUAAGAACCCUCAGGAAGCUUGUUACAUGGGAAAAUCCAAGAAUGAAAAAUUCACCAAACAUAGUUCUAAGCUAACUGUGCCGUUACUAGCCAGGUCUUCUGAGAAAUCAGACAAUGUUGCAGAUAUUGGCAAGGCUCCUCCCAAUCAUGAUGCAGACAAACAAUGCCAAAAAAAUAGUACCGCAACAAAUGGUGACCACCGCUUUCAUGAUUAUGACGAAGAUGGGGAAGUUAUUGGCAUCAUAACCUUGGAGGACGUUUUUGAAGAACUCUUGCAGGAAGAAAUAGUAGAUGAAACAGAUGAGUAUAUAGAUGUACAUAGAAGAAUACGGGUUGCAGCUGUGGCAGCUGCUUCAUUUGUGGCACGAGUUCCAUUGGUCCAAAAGUUGAAUCACAACUCACAAGCUUGAGGGUAAUAAACCAUAUAGGUGAAAGUUUCACAAGGUUUGUGGAGGAUGAUUCACAUUUGAGGAAAGUUUCAGGAUCUCUAGAUUGAGACUCUAUAGUGGGGAAUAAAAAAUGAGCUUUAAAUCAGACAACUCUUCCCGUAUAUAUAUUGUUUGUGUGGCAACUAGUGUUUUUCGAUGUUAGGAUAGCAUACCGCAGUAUAGAAUAAAUUGUCACACUUUUUCUUUUCUAUAGUUUUUAUGAAAAUAUUGGUCUAGGAUUUUGGAAUUUUUUUUGAUAUUUUUGUUUUCUAAGCAAUUUUGUUUGAAUCAAUUGUACUUCAUGCCUACCAUAGCUAUGUAGCUGAAGUUCAGUUUCUAGUAUACAAGUUCCUGUAUCUCAUAAUGUAUUAAUGUCUACCGUUUUGCUUUUA
This is a messenger RNA of Lotus japonicus, 1872 nucleotides long. RefSeq names its product putative DUF21 domain-containing protein At1g03270. NCBI's taxonomy places the organism in Eukaryota, Viridiplantae, Streptophyta, Magnoliopsida, Fabales, Fabaceae. The transcript has 13 exons. Gene Ontology annotation, cellular component: intracellular membrane-bounded organelle. The record is from RefSeq and is a predicted model, not a curated record. Bases 62 to 1462 code for a protein of 466 amino acids. Gene Ontology annotation, biological process: magnesium ion homeostasis.